CACGUCCGCCCGUCAUGCUCGUCCUCCACUCCUCUUCGACUUGCGACGUCUGCCUCGACUCUUACGGCGAGGACAAGGUCCCGCACACCAUUUCAUGCGGGCAUUCUUUCUGUCUCAGGUGCUUACAACUGCUUACUCGUCAAUGUUGUCCCCUUUGCCGCAAGCCCUUUGUGCCCGAGGAAGUCCGUAGGCUUCACACCGGCAAGGCCAGUCGGUCUGCGACACCGCCGCCUUCGGACCCCGCUCUCGCAGCCGAGGCUGCAUCUCGUGCACAACGGCUGCUCCGACGGAUCACCAGGAUCGUCUUGGAAGGCGCGACGUCUGAGGAUCUCCAAGACGCCAUUGGAGAAACUCAUUCAUGGCUAUUGACCCAGCCAGAAUCCGCGCACCCAGAUCUGCGAUCUGCCUAUCUCUUGCUUUACAAGUAUACGGCCCUGCAGCGCAAAGCCGAAGAGAAGAAGAAUGCGCUGAGUAACCUUGAAAAUACUUGCGACGAUCUCAGGGAGCAGCUGCAAGCCCAAGCCCAAGACGCAGAGAACAGACUGCAGGAGCUCGACAAGCUGAGAAACGAAGAACUGGAAGCGGCUCGGAUCAUGAAGGAAAGCUUACACGAACGAUACGACAAGUUGGACAAAGAGUGGUGUGGGAAAUUUGAAGUAUGCUUAUCCGAGUGCCGACGUCUGCACAAGGAGUUAGAAGACUUGAAGCAGGCUCAGUAUAACCCACUUCCCCAUCCUCCUCGGGCGGCCGAAGCGCGCUACUUCUACCUCAAGACUACCUCGUCACAUCACGAGCCAGUCAUUGUGGUAAAGGGCGACGGCCUUGAUACACUCGAGUCUGUCAAGGUACAGAUAACGGGUAAAGACGACGCGUUCCGUCUCUCACCCGUUCCGCCCACUCUCGCUAUCCCGGCAUUACCGACUGCGUUCCGACCACUCACGGACGAUGUCGAUGAUCGCGACAUCGAUGAGGUGCCUGCUCGACGACAGUGUGACAACUCAUCACUACGGGCCCCUCAGCCUAUCCCGAUCAAGUCAAGCAUUCAGCGUAUGGCAAGCAACGCUUCACUUCUUAGUCGGUAUGAUGAUCCCAUGGGUCGCUCUAUCCCUCAUGGCUCUGUCGACGUCCAUAUGGCUAGCUGCUCAUCAUCACCAAGCGUCACGACGAUGCACGCUGCAGCCCGCGAUCGACUUAAAGACGGCAUCUCUGGCUCACCAGCUGUCGUCUCGGAAAGUGCUCUCGGUCUGCGAAGUGCUGGCUCUCGGAGACCGUCUAUUGGCUCGCAGACGAGCAGCUUCGACCAGGAAGAGCAAGGUCUGCGCUGGCGUGCUCAGCUUCGCGAGCUUUUGAACGACCCUUCUCCGUCGCCGGCACGCCCUGAGGCAAGAGAUUUGAAGCAGUCACUUACCUUCGACUCGCCGUCCUGCGCACCUGAGAUGACGCCGGCCCCUGUUAUCCCUCCCCUUCCCACGAGCACAGCCAGCGCAUGCCUCGCUCGGUCGAGUACGAUAUCGAGAGCCAGUACUGCUGCGAUGGCAGCCGAGCGCGCGCGCGCAGCUGCUAUGAACAACGGAUCACCCACGUCGCCGUCUACGCCAUCGUCGAAGAAUCGCGACGCGGCACAGCCUCUUUCGCCGGGAUCUCAGCCACCAUAUUCCCGACCAGCGUAUACGCGCAUGGAGUCCUCAGAGAGCUUACGAAGUAAAACGUCCGCGACGACGACCUCAGGCCUCACCUGGAGUCUGCGGAUGCACGAACAGCGGGCAUGACGAACGUAUCCCUGUUCUGGUCUACGACAAUAGUCGUGGCUGCAUUGUGGGCAAGAAUGGGUCCCGGCAUGGGUACGGAUAUUUAAUAACGCCUAAUUAUGUAUGCCUAGGGCUCCCUUUGUCUCUUCGGUGACUGUGGCAGCAUGAUGUUACGUGCUUGUACAAUGGUUGGCCUGCAUCCUCAUGCAUAGUAAUUGCAGCGGUUGUUGGGUAGUUCAUCAAACAUCAGGUCCCCUCUCAAUGGCAGGUUCCCGUACAUCUGCAAUGCAUAUCUGGUGCGAGUGC
Molecule: messenger RNA, 2054 nt
Organism: Postia placenta MAD-698-R-SB12
Lineage: Eukaryota; Fungi; Basidiomycota; Agaricomycetes; Polyporales; Adustoporiaceae
Exons: 5
Coding region: 15-1769 (584 amino acids)
Source: RefSeq, a predicted model, not a curated record